This is a messenger RNA of Trichosurus vulpecula (common brushtail), 4855 nucleotides long. RefSeq names its product protein O-mannose kinase (gene POMK). NCBI's taxonomy places the organism in Eukaryota, Metazoa, Chordata, Mammalia, Diprotodontia, Phalangeridae. Gene Ontology annotation, cellular component: endoplasmic reticulum membrane. Gene Ontology annotation, biological process: protein O-linked glycosylation; protein phosphorylation; carbohydrate phosphorylation. Gene Ontology annotation, molecular function: ATP binding; protein kinase activity; carbohydrate kinase activity. Bases 469 to 1542 code for a protein of 357 amino acids. The record is from RefSeq and is a predicted model, not a curated record. The transcript is spliced from 3 exons.
GAGAAGAUGUGAAAGUGUUUCCGGAAGGUUGGGAGAGACUUCCAAGCGAGUUGGAACUCGGAGAGCGUUGGGUUGCCUCCGUAGUCAGAUAGUCUGGUGGUUAAAAUCGGGAAGAGUUGAAUUUUGGCAGAGAGGCGGAGACUCAGAGUAGGCGGCUCCGUGUUGGUGCUGCGUGUCAAGCCGCGGCUGCAGCUUCAGCGACAGCAGCAGCAGCAGCAGCGGCACUUUCUUGCAGCAACCCAGCACCAGGCGCCGCUGUGCAGGUGCUGCUCCGGGAUGCGCCGGGCUGGCUCGCUUUGCAGAGCGCGCGCCCCGCGCUCCGCCCUGUGCUCCGACUCCCCGGAGAAUAGCGCCCGGAGAGGUUAAUGUGCUUUUGUGAUGCUGCCUCGGGGGCGGGAGAGGCUCUGUCCUUCCUUGUUCUAUCCACCUGCUCGAUGAAAACGCUUUGAUCCGAAAUGACAGGGAAGCAUGGAAGAUAACUACAUGGAAAAGAAACUUCAGGGGAGCAAAAAAAGUCCUUCCCAAAGAGAAAUCCCCAUCCCACCAGCUGCGCUGCUGCUGCUCGUCAUGGUCCUUAUGAACAUCCUUCUCUAUCUCUACCUGGACCAUGUUUUCGUUUCUCCUCCGCCCUCUGGCGUGGAGUCCCGUCAGUGCCCCUAUGGUACCUUCCGUAUGGGACAGAUGAAAAAUUGUACCCCUUGGCUGUCGUGUGAAUCCCUGAGAACAGGAGUCAGGAAGCUGAAACGUGUUGGGGAAGGAGCUGUGAAAAGGGUCUUUCUUUCUGAAUGGAAGGAACAGAAAGUUGCUCUUUCCCAGCUCACCAGUCCAGAGAUGAAAGACGAUUUCCUUCAUGGUGUGAAGAUGCUGAAAUCCUUGCAGAGCGAACAUGUUGUCACGCUGAUUGGCUAUUGUGAAGAUGAUGGCACUCUUCUUACUGAGUAUCAUCCCUUGGGGACUUUGAAGACCCUGGAAGAAACAUUAAACCUUCCUAAAUAUCAAAGCCUGAACACCUGGCAUCACAGAUUGAAACUGGCAAUUAACUAUGUAAAUAUCAUUAACUAUUUACACACCAGUCCCCUGGGUACGUUGGUCAUGUGUGACUCGAAUGACUUAGACAAAAUGCUUUCUCAGUACUUGUUGACGAGCAGUUUUAAUAUUGUGGCGAAUGACCUCGAUGCCUUGCCUGUUGUCAACAAGAAUAACGGGACCCUGAUCAAGUGUGGCCACCGGGAACUUGUGGGGGAAUUUGUAGCCCCUGAGCAACUGUGGCCUUAUGGAGAGGAAACACCGUUUGAAGAUGAACGCAUGCCGCCGUACGAUGAGAAGACAGACAUCUGGAAGAUACCCGAUGUCUCCAGUUUUCUUCUGGGGCACGUGGAAGGGAGUGAUGUUGUCAGGUUCCAUUUGUUUGAGAUCCACCAGGCAUGUAAGAAGAAGAAUCCAGAGGAAAGGCCUUCAGCCCAGGUGGUCCUAGACACUUACCGAAAGGUUCUAAAUUCUCUUAGAGACACAGUCAUGCCUGGGGUAAGAGAAAUGUUGUGAAAACGAGCCUAAUCAGUGAGAGGUGGGCCCUGGUGAUCUAAUGGAAAAAUACAAGCUGCUUUUCUUAGCUGACAUUUUUUGUCUUUGUUGUGGUUUUCUUAGGCAGCAUUCAGGUGAUUGCUUUCAGUCAUCUCCUUGUAACCAUUGAGCUGAUAAAUAGUAAAAUCUGGGGGGAGACACAUACAUAGAAGACAUGGAAAGGACACUGCAUUUAGAGUCAGUGCCUCUGGUUUCCUGGGUUCAAGUUCUGGUUCUACCACUUAGCAGAUUUGUGAUAUUAGUCAGGUAAGUCAUGUUACCUCUUCUGGACCUCAGAUUCCUUAUCUGUAAAAUGAAGGGGUUGGGCAAGGUGACCUCUGUAAGGUCUGUUUCCUGUUUUAAAUCUGUUGUCUUUGGAUCCUAUUUUAAAUCUAGCUUCCAAUGCCUUUUUCAAAUAACCUUCAUAGGGGAAGAACAAGGGACUUAUGCCAUACCUAAGAGGUAGACCCCUGAAGGAAAGAAAACAGAGCAGCAAAGAGUCUUAGAUAACCUGGUCUUGACUAUAAUUGAAUUUAUAAAAAUCAUACUAACUUAAUCACAACUUAACAUUGUUAUGUGGAGGUCACUCUGGGUUCUUAAAAUUGAGGCCACCAAGUAGCAUGUUCUGAUUGGUCCUACAAAGCCAGAAGGGCCUCAAGGGUGGAUGUAGGAAUGGACUCUAUGUGUUUGUACACUUAAAAGAUAAACUGUUCAUUCCCAUCAUAGAAUGUUGGUAGUUAGGUAAUGAUUUGGGGAGGAAGAAGGAAGGGCUGGGAGGAGGGGCAAUGGUAAUUCACGAAUGGAUUAGGAGAUAAAAUGGCCUUCUCUCCCCCCUGACCCCCUUCCUUUUCCUUCUGUCAGAAAAAAGGAGGCAAAAAUUUCGAUGAAUCACACAGUCUUUAUACCAUCUAUUAAUGUUUAAGUUAUUCAUUGGUAUUUCCAAUGUAUAAUUGAAAAAGAAGGUGGUUUAGAGCAAGAAGCAACUGAUGGUGGACAGACAGUUCAUGUGCUCCAUUAGUCUUCUUGGGAUGUUAAGUGAAUAAGAUGAAGGCCCCCAGCAUAUCCUGUGUACCCUAAUUCCCUAUGGAGACUUUAUGGGCAGACACAGACAAGAGCCAUACAAGAUGGCCAUCCACGGAUGGAUUGAGAUCUGCAUUGCUGGAGGGAGUAUUCACAUUGGAGUUUUGGAGUACUUUAUGUGAUAUUAGUCCAAAGACCUAACUGACACACUGCCACAGGAAUGGAACCAAAGCCAUUUCGAUAUUCUCACUCUUAAGCGAAACCAGUUGUAGAGAAGUAGCAGUUUUCACCCUAAGGCUCACGAUCAUAGGACGGUUGUUCAUGGGACAUUUGGGCACCUGUCCUUGCAUUGUCCCCCAAAGACUACAGAUGAACAGAUCACUCCUGAGGUGAUUUCCACUCAAGCGUCAGCACCCAUUGCAUAGGAGGAAGGAGUUGUAGAAGUGUAAGAACUGUUUAUGUUGAAGAGGGUUGGUUUUUUAUUCCCUAGAUCAGAGGUUCCCAAACCUAUUUGGCUUACCACCCUUUAAAAAUAAAUUACUCAGCAACCCCCUGGAAAUCUACUUUCUUUAACCCUAAAUUUAAUGGCUUUUGAAAUUUGCAUCAUUUCAAAAAAUAAAUUUUUUUUUCAAAAAAUGACAUCUUAAAUUUAAUAAUUUAUUGUAAAUUUGUGGUUUUUUCCUGCAUUGAAAUUUUGAUGACACAAUAUUGCAUCAUGUAACUUUAGAGUCUCAUAUUGUAAACAAGUCAUUACAUGCAUGUAUGCAUGCUGAACCUCCUGACAAUGCGCAACAUGCUCAUCUGCCAACACUUGCUUAUUAAGACUGUCAGCAGACUUGACUACUGACUGGUUAUAACUUGCAUUUUGUAUGUUUGUUUGGAAAAUAAUGUUGACCACUACAAUUUUAACUCUGUUACACAACAGAUGAAAUGUGUACAAAUGACUUUUCAAAAUUUUCUUCUCUUCUUUCCUUAUGCUUCCACUGCCCCCUUAUUUUUAUUCCAUGCCCCCGAAUUGCACCUGGGGUUACUACCACCCCUCUGGAUUGUUCCAGCGCCCCCCAGGGGGCAGUAUCGCCCACUUUGGGAACCUAUCAUGAAAAGAACAUUUCCCUCCAAUAUUUUCCUUUUAAUGGCAAUAAAGUUGGAGUCACCAGAGCAUGUUCACCCGUCACUUGGGCUGAUUUAAUCAAGUCACAUAUAGCUCUUGUGCUCUCUCCCUCUCUCUAUAUAUGAUAUGUACAUAUAUGUUACAAUUUUUAUAUAUUUGUUAAGAGGGCUAUCAUAAUAUCUUCUUUCUUGGUCAGUGAAAUAGAACUGUUACCAAAAGCUGAUAAGUUUUUCAAAGUAAAAGGGAAUGGAAAUAUUUUAACCCUAAAUCCUGGAGAGCUCAAUGGUGCUGCUGCCCUGCUCCCCCCCCCACCCCCCGCCCCAUGCUUCUAAAACCACUGCUCUUAGAGCUGGGUUCUGAAUUGUCCCAAAUGACCUGCUAUGACUAGUCACCAAGAAUGACAAGUCAAUUACUGUCUUAUUUACCAGAAGAAAUGGAGUGGUCCAUUAGACUUGACUAAAUAAAAUCUUUAAAGGAUCAUUUUCCAUGGGUCCAUCCUCUCUCUUUCAUUGGAUGGGAUAGUUAUUCUCAUUCCUAUUAAUGAUUAUUAAUCAAGGAGUUUAAGCUGCUUUCCCAAGUUGGAGAUCUGCAGAGUUAGAGAUGCAUCGAUACAGGCUUUGUUCUCCUGCACCAAGUCUGAAAUUAAUACCAAGCAAAGGGGUUUCAGGUCCAGGAGAGUAGGUUCUGUCUGUUACUUCAUCUGUAAAAUGAGGGUGUUAGACUCCAUGACCUUUACAUUUCCUUCUAGCUCCAAAUCUAUGAUCCUUUGACAUUCACCUAAGAUGAUACUACCUCCUGACUCUCACCAAUGGCAAGUGCCCAAAUCCUGUGCAACGGAUUGACUGGGCCACAGUAGAUAUGAGGACGUGCCUGCCAAAAGUACAUAGGUGUACAUUUUAUAUGUUAAAAGACAUCACCACCAGUCACUGUAUCCAUUCCACUUAGUUCUAGAUGGAAUCGCCCUCAGGUAUCUCAAUUUGAUUUUACCAAUGGUAUGUAAUUUAAUGUAUUCAAUGUUGUAAUUUUUCCCUGGUCAUUUCUGUCACUAUAAAGGCAGUGCUUUCUGUUCUUAACAUUCAGACUUUUCUACUCAAGUAAAAUUGUCAAGCUUCACACUUGUGAGUUUUAAAAUAUUACAAAUAAAGGAGAGACUUUUCCCCCUUC